Molecule: messenger RNA, 6917 nt
Organism: Zeugodacus cucurbitae (melon fly)
Lineage: Eukaryota; Metazoa; Arthropoda; Insecta; Diptera; Tephritidae
Gene: Vav
Product: protein vav
Exons: 16
Coding region: 985-3954 (989 amino acids)
Biological process (GO): cell migration; regulation of GTPase activity
Cellular component (GO): cytoplasm
Molecular function (GO): guanyl-nucleotide exchange factor activity; protein binding
Source: RefSeq, a predicted model, not a curated record
ACACCUGCUUACGGCUGCUGUCAAAUUGUUUUGCUGAUUGCACUGACAGGACGCAAGGAACUCGCUGUCGCUUUCAAAGGCAGUAGUUGUCGCCUUCCAAAUCAGAGAACAAAUAAUUUUUCGUUGCGAACGGACAAGUGAAGUGGUUUUUAGUUUUAAUCCGGAAAAACAAAUGUUUGAAUUCCAAUAAUAAACUUAAAGUUUGUGUAGCGAAAAAUCUCUUCAAUUAUUGUUUGUGUACGCCUAGGAGCGUACGUUGUGUCAAAAAGUCACCGUCCUUGAUUGCAAGUGCAAAUAAAAUUCAAAGGCCAAAAAGCUGCAGACACCAGUAUCGGAAUUGGCCGCCGUCAACAUAGUAGCGGUGGUAUUUGGAAUUUUAGAAUUUUUAACCAAAAUCACAAAAACAAACAAGAAAAUCUUCAAACCAGAGUAGCAACAAUUGUGUGUGUGUCUAUACUCGACAUAGAAUUUAUUAUUAAUUAAAUGAAUUGUGGAAAUGUGUAUUAUGUGUGAUCGCGAGCAAAUAUUGUUAUUGCUAUAGAAAAAUAGCCAUAAUUGUUUACGUGAUGAUUUGUUGAAAGAGUAGUCAAGACCGUGCAAUAAUUCCAUAGUGUAUAACCGCGUGUAUUUUACUGCGUCCAUACAGAUGUAGAUCAAUGUGUGCGUACAUCAAUGUGUGUGUCUAAAAUAAAUGCAUAUGUGCUCAUAUGGCUGUCAAUACUGGCGCGCUUAAAAGGCAAAUAAGAUUUGUGUCACUUUUCGUUGUGCGGUAAAAGCAUUUUUCCAUAUAUAAACUAUAUGUAUAAACUACAACGCACAACUGUAAAUAAAUACUUAGCAUAUCUAUAAUCCCAACAAUAAUAAAAAUAAAAAUAAAAAAAUAAUUCAUAUAUAUUUAUCAGCACUUCUCGAAGAAGUAAGUAGUGGCGGAGUGAGCAAGUUACAUACAGUCCAUUUUAUCUGCAUUCAUACAACAGCAACAAGAUGGCUUUGCCCAGCAACAAUACUGGUAGCGGUAGUGGUAGUGGCGGUGUUUUGGGCGCAACCGGCGGCGGUAGUGCUGGUGGCGGUGUCGCCAAUAAUGAUUUGUGGCGCGAGUGUGUUGCAUGGUUAACGCGUUGCAAAAUUAUACCACCCGAUCACAAAGCCAAUUGGCCCGACUCAGAAAUACGCGUCCUUGCCUUGACGCUGCGCGAUGGUGUUUUACUCUGUAAUUUGGUCAUUUAUUUGGAUGCCAACAGCAUGGAUCCGCGCGAUUUCAAUCGCAAGCCACAAAUGGCACAGUUUUUGUGCUGCAAAAAUAUCAAACUUUUCCUGGAUGUGUGCCGCAAUCAUUUCGGACUGCGCGAUUCGGAUCUCUUUGAGCCCACCAUGUUGUAUGAUUUAACGAAUUUCCAUCGUGUGCUGAUAACACUCUCGAAAUUAUCGCAAUGUCGGAAAGUACAACAACUGCAUCCGGAUUUAAUUGGUUUCAACAUUCAACUCUCGCCCAGCGAACGCUCUCACUCCGAUGAGGCCAUUUACAAGGAUCUCCAUUCAACUAGCGAUGAACCGCGCAAGAAUGGUGCCAUUGACGGACAAACAGAGAAUUGUGAUGUCAUCUCGAUUAGUGGCUCACUCUCGGUGGAGGAUGAGAAUAGCGACAUCACCAUUGAGAAUGGCAACGAAGAUACCGAAGAAUAUGAAGACGAAUUCACUACAAAUCUACUGGAAUCCAUUGAUGAUGAACAGAAAUCCACAUACAGUGGCAGUUCUUGCAGCACCGCUGUGACUGCACGUAUUUACGCCUCGUCUGCGCAUACGCGCAGCGCUACGCUGGGCAAUUUGAGUGGCAUUAAUAGCGUACGCACUUCCGUUGGCGGACGCAGCAGCGUCGGCAGCACCCCCUCUGUCAGCGACAGUUUGGGUGCCAUAAGUGCGUCAUCGAAUUCGAGUGACAACCAGAGUUUGCAGCGUUUAGCUGCGACAGCAUGGAAUUACCAGGCGACUGCCAGAGAAGUGGGUGGCCACGAGUAUCUCAAUGAUAUUUACUUUGAAGAGGAUGAAAAAGUUUACGAGGACUUAUGCUACGUCACGUUCUCGUCGAAGGCAACUGAGGUUACCACCGACAGCAAUGCAUGUCACAACGAACAUAUAAACACCAAAGAAGAGGAAGUCUAUCAAGAUUUGUGUGCUUUACAAAGAACCAGUAGAAGUCAGAUCACCUCAGCGACCAGUUUCGAGCAACGUGAUUAUGUCAUACGCGAACUGAUCGACACAGAGUCGAAUUAUCUCGAUGUCUUAAAUGCAUUGAAGACAAAAUUUAUGGCGCCACUCGAACGUUACCUGAAUCCAGAGGAAAUCAAACAAAUAUUUCCGCGUAUACGCGAUCUCGCUGAUAUCCACACAAGGUUUCUGGAAAAACUACGUGAAUCUCUCUCGCCCAAUGCCAAAGUGAAAAUGAGUCAAGUAUUUUUGGAGUUCCGUGAGCCAUUCCUGCUCUACGGCGAAUACUGUUCCUGUCUGUUGGGUGCCAUUGAUGUGCUGGCUGAUGUCUGUAAGAAGAACCAAAUUAUUGAGCAACUUGUGCAGCAAUGCGAACGUGAAUACAAUGUGGGCAAAUUGCAAUUGCGUGAUAUUUUAUCUGUACCCAUGCAGCGAAUUCUCAAAUACCAUUUACUAUUAGAUAAACUAGUCAAAGAAACUUCACCGGUGCACGAGGAUUACCGCGCAUUAGAGCGUGCCAAAGAGGCCAUGAUUGACGUAUCUCAGUACAUCAACGAAGUGAAACGUGAUUCCGAUCAUUUAGUGAUCAUACAGAAAGUCAAAGACAGCAUAAUCGAUUUGCAUUUGCUGCCAAACGGUACCAAUGAUCUCCUGCAAUACGGUCGUCUCCUGCUGGACGGUGAAUUGCAUAUAAAAGCGCAUGAGGAUCAGAAAACUAAAUUACGUUAUGCAUUCGUUUUCGAUAAAAUACUUAUACUGGUGAAGCCAUUGCAUACGAAAAUGGGCGAUAUGCAGUACACAUAUCGUGAUUCACACUAUCUCUCCGAAUAUCGUGUAGAACAGAGUCAUACGCGACGCACCUUGGGUCGGGAUACACGUUUCAAGUGUCAACUGUUGUUGGCACGCAAGUCGGGCAAGACUGCUUUCACGCUCUACUUGAAAUCGGAGCCGGAGCGUGAUAAAUGGCGUAAGGCGCUCACGGAGGCAAUGGAAAACCUGGAUCCACCUGGCUGUCGCAAUACAGAUCACAAAAUGGAGAUUUACACUUUUGAUGCGCCCACAACAUGCAGACAUUGCUCGAAAUUCCUUAAAGGACGUAUACAUCAGGGCUACCGCUGUAAGGUCUGCGAAAUCGCCGUACAUAAAGGUUGCAUAUCCUCAACGGGUCGUUGCAAACAGAAUCCGCUAAGCAUACCGCCACCGGUUUGUGAUCGACAGCUCUCAGAGUUUAAUUGGUUUGUCGGCCCAAUGGAUCGCGAUACAGCCGCUAUACGCUUGGAAAAUCGUCGUGUCGGCACAUAUUUACUGCGCGUGCGUCCACAAGGUGCAUCCAAUCCACAUGAGACCAUGUAUGCGCUGAGUUUGAAAACCGACGAUCAUGUCAUUAAACACAUGAAAAUCAACCAGGAACCUGAUGGCGAUACAGUACUCUAUUGCCUGUCAUCGCGACGUCAUUUCAAAACUAUUGUCGAACUGGUUUCGUACUAUGAACGCAAUGAUUUAGGUGAAAAUUUUGCGGGCUUGAAUCAAUCCUUGCAAUGGCCCUUCCGCGAAGUGAUAGCCACGGCUAUCUAUGAUUUCGAACCGAAAGGCAGCAACCAAUUACAUCUCAAAACAGGCGGCCAAGUGCUGGUCAUUGGCAAAGACGGUGACAGCAAAGGUUGGUGGCGUGGCAAGAUUGGUGAUACGGUCGGCUACUUCCCCAAGGAGUACGUGCAGGAGCAUCCACCGAUUAGCGAUGAACUUUGAUAUUACAAUUAUGUAAUUUAUGUUGCGCAACCAUCGGACCAACAUGCAAUUGCAUCGGAUAAUACAAGUUUAACGGGUGUCAACAACACCGGAAGAGCGAUAGCGCCCAGAGGUGAGCAGUAGUCGCUCAAACCCUCAAACGUUGUUUAAAAAAAGAAAAACUUAAAACAGGAAAUGGGAAGAGAACAAUAAACGAUGGUUGUUAAUGGAAUGCUGCUGCGCACACGAGUUGCACGUUGCAUAUACAUACACAUCAAUGCUUGUAGCAGUGUGUUAGUGUGCAUAAAAUAAGAAAUAAAAAAACUUAAAAUUAUGAAUAAUGUUAUUGAUUGUGCCAAUAGCUUUUUAUAAACAAAUUUUAAUUACGUAUUUUUACAUUUACGUAAUCGUGUAUUUAUGUAGUUACUUAUACACACACACAUACAUAUAUAUUAUACAUAUAUAUAUUUUAAUUUUGUUAUAUCGUUUUUUUUAUACUAAAUUGCAUAAUUGUGUAGUUUUUAGCUAGUAAGUACGUCUAUUUUAAAUUAAUAUUUUAACGUUUAAUGUGCGUGACUAUAUGUUUAACUGAAUAGCUUAUCUUAUACUUAGGUUUUUAUGAAAUUUUAUAUAGUUUUAUACAAAACAAAAAUAUAAUAAUAAAUAAAAUAAAAAAAUUGAUGAUAAUAAAAGAAAAAUAAAUAAAAUAAAAAUAUUGAUUAAAUGGAGAGGAGCUUAAUAAUUCGUAUAUGUAUAAGGCGUGCGCAUGAGGAAAAUCAAGCUUUAAAAUGUUAUAUUACUUAGUUUACAAGUAUAUAAGCAACGAUAUAUACUGAAUAGUGAUAAAUGAAAAAAAAAAAUAAAAAAGUAAACUGCAAACAGCAGUGGUGUAAACUCAAAUAUGAGAAAAAUAUAUUAAAAAAAACUGUGUAAUGCAUUUCCAGCAUAAUUUUCAAUUCAAUAACACAAUACAAACCAUUGUGCACAAUAUAUAAACAUAGAUAUUACAAAUAUGGAAUUAAAUGUGUGCACAAAAAAAAAUAAAUAAAAACUUUGAAGAUCUACGUAUUUACAAAUAUAAAUAUAUAAAACCAUAUACAAUUGUGUGAGAAACAACAGCAAACAAAUAAAAAAAUAUUGAUUUGGCAUAGCACAUAAAUACAUACAAAAUGAUAUAUAUUUGAAAAAUCGCCAAAUCAAUUUAUAUACACAUACAUACAAACAUCAAUAUAUAGGGCAAACAGUAUAUACAUACAUACAAACAAAAUUUGAUAAAAAAUUAAUUUUAUUAAAAAAUUGAAUUGAAAACGGUUAAGCGAAAAUGGUGAUGAAUGGCAGCAAAGUAUAACGAUUUUUGAACGUGAACGCAUGCAUAUUAAUGUAUGUACAUAUGUACAGCGUAGUGUAUUAUUAGUAAAUCGAGCCGGUCCUAAGAGUGCAACUCUCGAAAAUUUAGUAUGCAGGGAAAAUUAUUAAGCGCACCUGAAAACGAAUAUCUACAUAUAUACAUACAUACAUACAUAUUUGCAUAUAAAAAUACGAAGUAUCAAACAUAAAUUAGACAUUUCGAAAUUAUAAAGAGGAAAAAGCACUUGAAUUAUGAAAUGCAAAAUGCAUAGAUAUGUAAUUCAUAUUCAUAUCCAUAUAUUAAAUAUUGAAAUUUUGAUAAAAAUCGGUUAAAUUGUAUUUAUUAUAAAAUUUAUUUAAAUUGUUUAAAUUUUAUUAUACUUUUUCUUUGUUAUAAUUUGUCCUUAUUGAAAAAAAAAGAAACUCAAGCGAUUAAUUCUCUAUAUUUUGUCAGUUUUCAAAAGAAGGCUUAUAUUUGUACAAUCAACUUAUAUUUUUGAAAAUUUCAUAGCACUUGAAACCUCUUAGUCUCUUCUUGAAUUGAAAUUAAUUACCUUAAAGUCUAUCGGUCAUUUCCAGCUUGAUUUAUAUAACCUAUAAUUAUUAACUGUAAUCAAGCUGCUGAUAAAGGAUAGAGGAAAUCCUGCUAAGCAUCUGAAAAACCAAACGUGUCAAUAUUGCGAUAUCGAUUUUUUUCUAGAUUUUCUUUUAAUAUACCGGAAUACCGCAUUUCAAAGGAAAUUUCGAUUUCGAAAUUUUACUUUGAGAAGUGGAUACUUUUUUUAUCUCUUCAGAAAUUGGCUUAGAGCAAUAGCUAAGAGCUGUUUCCUGUUAUCGUUUCUAUUAAUGCAAAUAUCUUCCAAACAAUUUAUGACGAAUGUCUUCUUCGGCACAGGCCUUUACGGGAUAUACAUCCACACCAAUCAAAAGUUGACUUUUUAAAUUCGUUUAAUAACAGCCCUGGGCCAAAAAAAUCCGAGUCAAUUCCGGUAUCGUAGAACCGAUGUUGUGGGAAUCAAUGUACUAAAAAGGUUUAACUUUUUCUUCAAUGGCUUCUCACUACUGUUAGCCAAAGUCACAAAAUAUUUGCAAUAUAUGUCAGUUGUUUGUUCGAUUCGCUGCUCUUUAAGCCUCAAUUAAUGGUAAAUAAUUUCCAAAAAAAAAAAAAAUAGAUGGGAAAAAGUUCAAAUACAUUUGAAACAAUUUCUUGAAAAUAGUAUCAAAAAAUGUAAUUAUUUUUUUACAUAUUUUAAAAACCAUAACAAAACAAUUCAAAUCCAAUAAAUUCUUCCAAAAGGAACCAAUUCUGACACUGAUACUUCUAUUUGGUGCUGAUCAAUAAUUUUAAGCUUUUUUAUAAAAUUCAACAUUUUUUUCAAUUUGCACAUUUCUUUUGAAUUUUUUCAAGUUUUAUUUUUAAUUUUGGUUCGAUGUUAUUUGAUUUUUCCUCUUUCAUAUGUCUUCUUCAUGUUGUUCGUUAAACAGAGUACUUACAAAUCACCGAUAUUCGUUAUUUAAGGUACUCAAAGUAACAAAUUUGCAAAUACAUAAUUAAAACGAAUAUUCGUUAUUUCGGAAAACUACUUGUUUAUAUUUUUAAAUUUAAAUGGUCACAAUUCGAAACAUAGUUUUUUUAU